AUGUAUGUUUCAGCCACAGUCGAAAGUGGGUUCAAUAUGCAGCAGGUGCCAGUUUCAACUCAAAAUAGUGGUGUGCCGGCAGAUACUUCAAAUGCAAAGCCUGAUGGUGGAGAGGUUGCACCACCACGGAAUGAGCCAUAUAUUGAGCCGGUGAAUGGUAUUGUUCAACCACCAGUUGUACCUCCACCAAAUCGACCUGGCCGACUCACCAAUAAACUUAAUUUCCUUCAAAAGACUGUAAUGAAGGCUCUUUGGAAACAUCAACAUGCGUGGCCUUUCUAUCAGCCGGUGGACGCCAGCAAACUCAAUUUACCUGACUACCAUAAAGUAAUCAAAACACCAAUGGAUUUGGGUACUGUAAAAAAGCGUUUAGAAAAUAAUUACUAUUGGUGUGCUGAUGAAUGUAUACAAGAUAUUAAUGCAAUGUUUUCCAAUUGUUAUACAUACAAUAAACCUGGGGAAGAUGUAGUUCUCAUGGCUCAAACAUUGGAAAAAAUAUUUCUUGCCAAGAUGGGACAGAUGGUAAAAGAAGAGACUGUUUUGCCCCAACAUAAACCGGCUGUGAAAAAUCAUUCAAUUAUUCAGAAACCUCCCAGUCAGAACCAACCAAUUGCUGUAGCUCCUGGUUCAACUGCUAUGGGCACCACUCCUCAUUCCCAACAUAAUUCUCUCCCACCUCAAAUUUUAGCUCCAACAACGAGUGAUUAUGUAGCACAACCAGUAAACAUACCUUUAGGAGCAGCAAAUUCACUAACUGGUGGAAAACUGAAAAAAGGAGUUAAAAGAAAAGCAGAUCCUAGUCCCAUCAAUUCAAUUGACUCCUCCACCAUUUAUCCUGGCCCAAUGGCCACACCAACAACCCCUGUUCAACCUUUACAAUCAUCUAUUCGUAGAGAAUCUGGUCGACAAAUAAAAAAACCGAGAGUGCCAGAUGAAGGAAUUCUAUACUCUCAAAAUACGACUUUACCUACUGGAGGAUCCGGCUCAAUACCAGACGGAAAAACCAAAGAAAAAUUGACUGAGGCAUUGAAGGGUUGUACUGAAGUGCUUAAAGAAUUGUUUACCAAAAAACAUGCGGCAUAUGCAUGGCCGUUCUACAAGCCUGUUGAUGCUGCUUGGUUGGGCUUGCAUGAUUAUCAUGACAUUAUUAAGAAGCCUAUGGACCUGGGAACAGUAAAGACCAAGUUAGACAACAGAGAGUAUAAAAAUUCAAAAGAUUUUGCAGCAGAUGUUAAUUUAAUAUUUUCCAAUUGUUAUAAGUACAAUCCUAAAGAUCACGAUGUAGUAGCAAUGGCAAAGAAAUUACAAGCUGUAUUUGAAGCCAAAAUGUCAAAAGUUCCACCAGACCCACCUUUAAUAGAAAUGAAAAUGGAACCUGAAGAUGAAAGUAGUUCAGAAGGAAGUUCUGGUUCAUUCAGUGAUUCAGACGAUUCUGAAGAUCUAGAAAAUUCAAGAAAAAUUCAAGAAUUCCAAGAAAAAUUAAUGGCUCUACAAGAUCAAAUGAAAAGGUUAGUUGAAGAAAGUGCUAGAAAGAAAAAACAAAAAAAGAAUAGUAUGAACAACUCAAAAAAGAAGAAACAUUCUACCAAUGAUAAAUUAACUUCAUCUGCGUCAAAACCUCAAUUAGCUGUAGCUCUCAAUAGUACACCAAUGAAUAUUAUGGCUAACUCUACCAUUACCAAUGAUAUUAAAAUGUUACCAAUUGAGCCAUCCAUGAAUGCUAAAUCAGCAGCUCAGCAGUUGCGCCAUCCUAUGACAAAUGCUUCAGCUGGUCUAACAACUAAAGGAACUAAAGGUAAAAGUGCUGGUACCAGAGGUCCUGCUAAAGCACCAGCACAACCAAAGCGUCCUAGAGUUAAUUCUAAAGCAAAUAAUCCGAAAAAAAAGAACUCUGUUAGUGCCCCAGCAUUUGAUUCUGAAGAUGAAGACAAUGCUAAGCCUAUGUCUUAUGAUGAAAAACGUCAGUUGAGCUUAGAUAUCAACAAGUUACCAGGAGAUAAACUUGGCCGAGUAGUACAUAUUAUCCAGUCACGUGAACCGUCACUUAGAGACUCAAAUCCAGAUGAAAUCGAGAUUGAUUUUGAGACCCUUAAACCAUCAACAUUACGGGAACUUGAGUCUUAUGUGGCUUCAUGUCUGAGGAAAAAACCACGUAAGAUCACCAAUAAAAAGUUUCUCUGGAAACCUAAAGAAGAACUUGGAGAGAAAAAACACGAGAUUGACAAACGAUUAGAAGUUAGCGGGCAACUUUCUACUACUAAAAAAGGCAAGAAAGAUGCUAAAGCUGCGGAAAUUAGUGGUCCAUCUCGAUUAUCUGCAUCUAGUUCUAGUAGCUCAGAUUCUGAUUCAAGUUCAUCGAGUUAUUCAACAUCAUCUAGUGAUUCAAGUGAUUCAGAACAUGGUGGCAACAAGCAAAAAAAGAAGAAACGUUUGUCCGACGACGUGUCGAUAAACAAAUCGGCUGAAGGCCAAAAAUCGACAAAUUCUAUGAAACAAACAGGUCCAAACUCAACAUCUGUCAAUUCGAUCAACAAACCAGUUGUUAACGCUCAACAGAAUGUUCCACCAAAAAAACCACCAGUAGUAACAAAUCCGAUGGCUAUAAAUACUUCCAAAACAAAUACAAUGGCUAUUAAUACUUCAAAGGCUAACACUACAAUUCACUCGAAACCAACAGCAGUUGUAUCUACAGCACCAAAUCUUCCUACAACAAAUGGAAAUAUAUCUAAUGGGGAUUCAAAUACUUCAUCAAUGACUCAAGAUAUAACACCUAAUGGUGUUCUAUUACAACCAACUAAGGUCGAAGUUAAAACUGAGCCUGGACUUCCAGUUAGCAGUACCUCACAGCCCAUAGUAUCUCUAGGGACGAUGCCUAAUGAGAAUACAGUACUCUCAUCAAUUGCAUCAGUGUUUGAUCCUCUUACACCUCCUAGCAGUCAGCCUACCAAUAAUAAUAAUUCAUUACGUGUUCCUGACAAACAGGCUGCACAUAUAGUUGUGCCCACAUCCAACAUGCACAACUCUCUUGUUAAUGACGGACUUUCAGUUCAGCAUGUCGAUAUAGCACCAGUCAUGAAUUCUGUAGCUGCUGUUCAUCAUUCAGCUACACCACCAUUAAUGGUUCAACCCCCAAUAGAUAAUAAACCUCGCCCAUCACCAAUUACUCCAGUUAUUCAAAAUACAAAUCAGCUAUCUGAUCAAAGAGUUGUAAAUGCUGCUACUAAUGUUUGGAGUUCAUUAGCCCAACAAGCUUCAGACGCUAAUAAUCAAGUACCUGGAGCUUCAAUAAAACCAUCUACAGCCGAUUCUUUUCAGCAGUUUAAAAAACAAGCAAAAGAAAAUGCUAAAAAGCAACGUGCAUUGAUUGAACAACAAGAAAUGAGGCGUCAUCAAAAAGAACAAGCAGAAAAAGAACGCAUUCGUAUUGAAAAUGAAAAAAGAAGAGAAAAGGAAGAAGAAGAAGCUCUUGAAAAAGCUAGAAAAAUUGUUGCGGAGCAACAAUCAUCCCGCCUAGAUGAAGUGAAAGCUUCUAGCAAUACAGAUGAUAGCUCAAGUCCGAGUCAAGACCGUGCUGCUGAGGGACGUGAAAGGCAGAGAUUACGGGAACAAGAGAGAAGACGUCGAGAAGCUAUGGUGAACCAGAUUGACAUGAAUCGCCAGAGUGAUCUGAUGGCAGCAUUCGAACAAACAUUGGCACCUUAA
This is a messenger RNA of Macrosiphum euphorbiae (potato aphid), 3702 nucleotides long. Lineage: Eukaryota; Metazoa; Arthropoda; Insecta; Hemiptera; Aphididae. The record is from the annotation of a GenBank genome assembly.